Acanthoscelides obtectus is the source of this 2928-nucleotide messenger RNA. NCBI's taxonomy places the organism in Eukaryota, Metazoa, Arthropoda, Insecta, Coleoptera, Chrysomelidae. The record is from the annotation of a GenBank genome assembly.
AAAUACCCGCACGCAAAACGUCCCAAUAACACGAAAAUGGAACUACGAUCUACUCCUAUUCAGUGCCCGUUGUGCCUUAACCCUCACUUUGAGGGUGUGGACGCCCUUAGAGCCACGCUUGUGGCUGUCGCGACAUCCCUGCUCAAGUGCCCCGUGUGUGUUGAGACUGUCGUCGGAUUGGAUAAGUUGACCAUACACUUGUUUGCACACGUGGCCAGCGAGGAACAAGGGAAUAAGAAAGAUGCAGUUGUCGAUGGUGUGCCAGUUCCCAAUGACAGUCAACAAAUCAUUGCCGAAGAGAUCGACAAGAGCAUUGAUAGAAUACAAAGCGCAGAACUCACGUCAAUCCCCAGUUGUAAUACUGAAGACGACUUGCAACAGAAGCCUGAAGACUUGGAAGUUGUCAGAUGUGACAUUUGCAAUUUUUGUUUCACGGAUAAAAAUAUCCUGGAUAUGCAUCAAAAGCUGCUGCAUCAGACUAGUCCAGAUAAAAAGGGCGUUUAUAGCUAUCACUGCCAUCUAUGUAGCAAGAAGUUUAAGAUGAGGGGUAGUUUAAUGGUUCAUCUCAGGGUCGCACACUAUGGUUUUUGGUCCAAUAACGCGGAUAGCACCGAAAGCAUUGCUGGGCCUGUAGAAUCAAAAAAGUCUGAAGACAAAAAUGGGACUAUAGAGGAAAGUAAAAAUGCUGAAACUACGACAAAAGUAUUAGAUAAUAAACAGUGGGAAUGUGAUGUUUGCUCAAAGAUGUUCACAACAAAGUAUUUUUUGAAAAAACACAAAAGACUACAUACAGGUAACUUUGUCAUUGAACACAAUAAUCUAUUUUUAGGAAAUGCUUUAUAAAGGAGAUUGAGCCUUGAGGUACCCCUAUCAAUAGAAAUAAAUAAUUUACUGUUAGAGGGCUAUUUUCAAAUGAAAGCUGAACAGUAUAAAUUCUUUGUCUAGAGUUAUUAUUGAAUUGUAACCUGAUAGAAAAGACUAGGCUUCUAACAUUGUGUAACUUCUCACAUAGUUAACGCAUGAUACUAUCGUCUAUUUUCACCAUCUACGCAUUGGAUUAUCAGUAUUUUUAAGGUUUUGUUUUGCUAAUCUGGCUAUGAAAAGCAAAUCAAUACUAAACUUAGAAAGGAUGCAAUAUUCUCUUGAUAUUAUGUAAAACAGUCCCUUUAAAAGCAUAGUCUGUUAUAGAUAAGCUCUUCCCUUGAGGAAUAAAAUGUGGUAUAUACAGAGUCAAUCUACAUGACUGCUAUUGACGAUAUUCGUAUUUUCAGGUGAAAUGCCAUACACCUGUAACCUGUGCAACAAAUCUUUCACUUUCCAACAAUCAUACCACAAACACAUGCUGUAUCAUUCAUCCGAGAAACCAUACUCGUGCAACGAAUGUGGACGAUCCUUCAAAGAACUGUCCACGUUGCAAAACCAUGCUAGAAUACAUUCCGGGGAGAGGCCAUUCAGUUGUGAAACUUGCGGAAAGUGCUUCAGACAACGUGUCUCCUACUUAGUCCAUCGCAGAAUCCACACUGGCGACAUGCCUUACAAAUGUACGGCGUGCGAGAAACGUUUCAGAUACAAAGUGAGCCAGAGAUCGCAUAAAUGUACAGCGAGUCCACCGGGUUUGGUCGUACGAGUUUCGGAAGAGGCCAAAGAUGACCACAUUCAUAGGCGAUCGAUCACGUUGAAUAACAACGAACAGAUUGAGAUCAGUUUUAGCGAGGUGGAUCUGCAGUUGGCUAUGGAGGCUACCAAGCUUGAUCUACCGGAAAAAUCCGGAACUACAGACGGUGAAGGUGAUACAAGAUGUUCUAGUCAAAGCGGGAAUCUAGAAUCUACGAUAAAAUAUGAAGAGUCAACACCUUUACUCACAGAAUCAGUUAGUCUAUGCGUUAAUGGUUUUACCAACAACUGGAAGCAUUGAUGAGGGUGUUGCAUAGUAUAAUAAUAAAAUGAUGAGAAAAAUACCUAAUUAUUUGAUCAUGGUUAAAGGGAACAGUUUUAGUUGCUUAUUUUAUUCAUCGAAUCAUGUAGAUGGUAGUAGUAAAAAACGGGACAGAGGGAGGUAGAAAGCAUUGUAUAGAUGACGUAACAGGACACUAGAUUGUCACUGAUGUAAAGCGAUAUGAGCAUUGUUUCAAAAGAAACUGGGGAAUAAGAAAAAUGUGUCAAAAUCCGUAGAACGUUUUAUUGGUGAAAUGUCAAACUACCAAAAUUUAGAAUAAUAUAAAAUUAUGAAAUGACAAUGUAGCUUAUACCGAGUUUCAAAAUGAAAACACCAUUAGAUGAAAAUAUGUACAUAUGCUAAAUUUGUCUGAAGAUCACUGGCUUUCAUUUCUCCUCCUUCUCUAAAUUCUUAGAAUCUGCAAAGAAAAUUACAUAUCAGAAUCAAAAUAUACAAAAGUUUUGCUAAAAUUAUAGAAGUUAUUUCAUCAUAUGGCAGAUUAAAUCACAUAUUCCUUCACCUUGGAAGAUUCAGGUCACAAAAUAAGAAAUUCAGUCUGUCUCCACUACAAAUACCAAACAAAAUCUAACGACAUGUUGAUUUUACUAUUUUCCUGCACAUUUCCGACGAUCCAUGACACCUUCUGUUUCCUUGGCUUUCCUCUGACUCAACCUAGUUUUCCAAAAAGCGAACGGGGAAAUUCUUUUCAACUUACCCUUUCUGUCAUCGUGUCCUUCUUCAGCUUGUUUUGGGCCUUCAGGAGGAUAGUUCUGCCCUUCCUGGCCGCUUUCAGGAGGGCCUUGUGGCAGACCUUGAGGUGGACCCUGUUGUUGCUGCUGCGGAGGCGGUUGUUGCGGCUGAUGAUGUAGUUGGUGGGGCUGUUGCUGAGCCGGAUUCAUCGGAGGAUAACCUGCUACAGGUCUACCAGGACCUAAUAUUCAACAGAACAUAAAUAUACAGUACCCGACAAAAGUUUGGAAGCAAAUAUGAAC